Racocetra fulgida is the source of this 351-nucleotide messenger RNA. The record is from the annotation of a GenBank genome assembly. Lineage: Eukaryota; Fungi; Glomeromycota; Glomeromycetes; Diversisporales; Gigasporaceae.
GUACAGGCAGUUUUCUUUUAACAUGUGCUCACUUUGGCGCGUUCACUUUGGGGUCAGACAUUGACGGACGACAAAUUCGCGGACAAGACCAGUAUAAUCUAAGUGACAAAGUCUUGGAUUCCUUAGUCUUUGAUAUACGUCAUCAUCCGUGGCGAGAAAAUCUCUGGUUUGAUGCAAUUGUAACCGAUCGUGAACGAUUAGUUACAAUGGAAAAAUUUAAAGAAAAUGUCGAGGGUGAACAUGCAAAUGUGAAGAAUGCGAAAAGUUUAGAUAAUAUGUCACUACUAUUCCAAAAAAAGAAAGAAGGAAAAAGUGAUAGAGAUGAAAAAGAUUUCGGAAAAACGUAUGAUA